Podarcis lilfordi (Lilford's wall lizard) is the source of this 1089-nucleotide messenger RNA. Lineage: Eukaryota; Metazoa; Chordata; Lepidosauria; Squamata; Lacertidae. The record is from the annotation of a GenBank genome assembly.
AUGGACAGCUGUGAUGAACUCAUCCCAGUGUACCUGAACUUCAUCCGGGGUGUAGUGGACUCCGAGGAUCUGCCCCUGAACAUCUCCCAUGAGAUGCUGCAACAAAGCAAGAUUCUCAAAGUGAUUCACAAGAACAUUGUCAAGAAAUGCCUGGAGCUUUUUGCAGAGCUGGCGGAGGACAAAGAAAACUACAAGAAGUUCUACGAGGCCUUCUCCAAAAAUCUCAAGCUGGGGAUCCAUGAGGACUCUACCAACAGGAAACGCCUGUCAGAACUGUUGCGGUAUCACACUUCCCACUCCGGUGCCGAGAUGAAUUCCCUCUCCAAAUAUGUGUCCCGUAUGAAGGAAAACCAGAAAAGCAUCUCUUACAUCACAGGUGAGAGGAAGGAGCAGGUGGCUAACUCUGCCUUUGUGGAGCGAGUGAGGAAACGUGGUUUUGAGGUGGUGUACAUGACAGAGCCCAUUGAUGAGUAUAGCGUCCAGCAGCUGAAGGAAUCUGAUGGCAAGCCCUUGGUGUCCGUCACCAAAGAAGGGCUGGAGCUGCCAGAGGAUGAGGACGAGAAGAAGAAGAUGGAGGAGAGCAAAGCCAAGUUUGAGAAUCCUUGCAAACUCAUGAAGGAAAUCCUGGAGAAGAAAGUUGAAAAGGUGACGGUCUCAAACAGGCUGGUCUCCUGGCCCUGCUGUAUUGUCACCAGCACCUAUGGCUGGACCGCCAACAUGGAACGUAUCAUGAAGGCCCAGGCCUUGCGAGACAACUCCACCACGGGCUACAUGAUGGCCAAGAAGCACCUGGAGAUCAGUCCUGACCACCCCAUUGUAGAGACACUGCGUCAGAAGGCUGAGGCAGACAAGAAUGACCAGGCCCUCAAGGACCUUGUGGUGCUGCUCUUGGAGACAGCACUGCUUUCCUCUGGCUUCUCCUUGGAGGACCGACAGACUCACUCCAACCGUAUCUCUAGGAUGAUCAAGCUGGGGCUCGGGAUUGAGGAAGAUGAGGUUGCUGCUGAAGAGCCUACUGCCGCUGUCUCUGAAGAUAUUCCCCCUCUGGAAGGAGACGAGGAUGCCUCACGCAUGGAGGAGGUGGAUUAA